UGGAGAGAGGAGAGUGAGUGAAAAAGCAGAGGGAGAGGGGAGAAAUAACAGACGGUAGGGAUGUGUGUGAGUGUGCGGUGAAAGGUGGUGCAGGUACAGUCAGAGCCGGAUACAGGUUUUGUAGCCGCACCGGACCGCGGCAAAACCUCCUCAGAGCCUGCCUCUCUCCUCUUCGUCUCCCCCCUUACUCCGCAAUGUCUGGCGGAGGAGAGGUACGCGUCGUCCGCCAAGAGCCCGGACAAGAGAGCCCGAGGAUGCCGGCCUGGAAGCGAGAAAUCCUGGAGAGGAGGAAGGCGAAGGGCGGCGGGUCUGGAGGAGCCGGUGCCGCGGAGACCAGCCCCGUCAGUGCGGGCUCGCAGCGGGUUAACGGUGAGCAGACGGGAAAUGUGAACGGUAACACCGGCAGCGGACCGAGCGGCGGGUCCGGGCGGAGCUACACCAUCACCACAGCCAGUCAACACUUCGGCAACAACAAAGAGCCGACGGACGCGGAGAGGACGACACCGAGGGAGUACACCAGACAGGAGAGCCUGGUGCUACAAGAGAGCCUGGGCCCCCUGGAGGAGAACCCCUUCAUUAAGCUGGAGAAGGAGCGGAGGAGGCGACAGGACCGAGAAAACACCGCCCGUCCGGUCCAGCACAUCCUUGAGCUGUAUGGCAGUGUACCCGGUAUACGGACUAUACGUGCAGACAAUAUUAUCAUAAUUGAGUCGGACCCGGAUUACUUUCCGGAAGCUGGAGGGGCACACAGCGGGUCCAAAUGGCAGCAAAACGGUGUCAGUAGUUACGGUGUCAGUAGUUACAGCUCCCUGAACGACCUCCUGGACCGGAGAGGGAGUGCUAUUACUGAGAUAAGGGCCAAGGAAGUGGUAAUUUAUGACACCACGUUAAGCAAGAGUGAGGAGAACUUGAGCACCCUGGGCCGCCCUGAUCAUGAGUCUGCAUCAUAUGAGACCGGUGAGGGUCAGGGCAGGGUUAGCCGGAUGCUGCAGAAGUUUGACUGCAACUACGGGAAGCUGCAAAAGAAGUCCCGCAGCACAGAGAACCUGCUGGAUCUGGAUUGUAGUGCCAGUAGCAGGCCACGACUCUGGUCCAGGCCACAGCCAGAUCUGGUGCCAAAGGUCAGGCAAGGCCCGUCGGUCAGCAGCCAGCCAUCAUCGCCUGUCUUCCAGAGUCCCUCGUCUUCCAGACCAAAGCCACAGCCUGCUUUCUCUGAACUGGGCAGCCCCCAGUGCCUUGCUGGGACAACUCUACCUGUGUCUCCUUUCCGUCAGCGGUUUGCGGAGAGUGGAGGCCCUGGAGCUGAGCCAGAAAGGGCCCAAACCAAGCCCAUCAGAGAGAGGGACUGGGAAGGCUCUGAGGUGCCACCAAAACCCAAGGUGCCAUGCUCUCCAGAGACCCGUCGUGUCCGUGCUGAGCCCCCCUCAAGCCCAAUCUCAUUCAAGGUGUCUCGCUCCUCAUCUGACUUCGAAAUCCGUCCCUCUCCAAAGCCAGACCUCGAUCGUAUUCCUGAUGGGGACACCCAGGCACGGGCCCUCGCUAACCUGCGCCUGCAGUCCCGUAACUCCUUCACAGUCAUUCCCAAGCGGCGUCCUGCUGCCUCAAAUGCAACAGACAGCCCUGCACCGUCCAGCCCUUUCAAGUCUUCCCCUUCCCACAGAGUGGCAGAGGUGUCCACACCAGGACUGCCAACCUCGUCACCCUCGAAGAGGACUGAGGAGAAACUGCUGGAGGAGAAGGAAGCAGAGAGGCUGAAGAGGCUUUCAAAGCCUUCAUCUCCUUCUGUUGCCGCAAGUCCUUCUCCGACCUCCGAACCUUCAUCUCCACCUCCUGCUCCAACACCAGCUCACUUCUCUCCUCCUGCCCCGUCAUCCCCCUCCUCUUCUCCGCCUGUCCCGUCUUCACCCACCUCUCAUCCGGAUCUGUCAGACUCCCCAGCCCCAUCACCUGUCCCUUCUACCCCCUCCCCAGCUCCAGAACAACCUCCUGUGGAUCAGUUGCCUGUAACGAACAUAGAUGACAUUGAAGUGGAGCCCCAGAAGCAGCAUGUCCCUGCUCCCAGCCCCAUGGGGCAGAGGAGAAAGGGGAACACCUUCACCGUGGUCCCUAAGCGUAGGGUGGAGGCCGAGGGCCAGCCCAGCUCCCCUGAGCCCCAGCAGGAGGCCUCAAGUGAGGCUCCCCUGGCGUCCACACCCCCACAGGCCCCGUACGCUCAGCUGGGCUCCCUGCUGAAGAAACGCUACCCUGCUGUGGAGGAGAUCGAGGUCAUCGGUGGGUACCUUUCCCUCGCAAAGUCCUGCAUCUCCAAGACGGGCUCCACGGGGAAGAAGCUCAAGAUCUCAUUCAAUGAGUCGAGUCUCCAGAGUACGUAUGAGUAUCCGUCGGAGAACGGCGCAUGGGACAGUGGGGACGAGGACGAGGAUGAGGACGAGAUGCACGAUGAGAAGGUGUCUGACGAGCAGCCGAGCAUGGUGGGACGCAUCCACAUCCCCCGACCCAGCUUCUCCAUCUCCCCAACGCACACCAACAACAGUAAUGACCUUUCGAGCUACAUUCCCAAGCACUCUGUGGACUUCAGCGCCUGGCAGGAGCACAAACAUGAGGACAGUGUUUACCAGGAGGAGAACGGCUCCCAGACGACUCAGAUGACGGAGGAAGUGAUGCUGACCCCCGCAGACAGCUCCUCUCUGUCGGACUACAGCAGCGAGCCGGCUCUUUACUUCUGAUCAGCGGACCAACAGCUGUCCAGUAGCAUCACAGCUGUGGGACCAGCCUCUAAAAGCACAUCGUCCUGAUCUCACAGGCAACACAGUAUUUAGUUUUUCGGCUGUUUCCUGCCACGGAACCGCCACAUGCUACGCUAUCAACCGCAUAUCAGAGCAGAUUUGCCAGGUUUCGAUUCCCACCUUCCUCCUGACCAAACAAAUUGAAAAAACAAAGCAGCUGGACUGUCUUUACCCUGCGAUCCCGGACGGUUGAUCUGUCCACAUCGUCCCUCACAAAACCUCGAAAAUUGCUUGAAAUCUAUCUAGACUGGCCUCUCCAAACCCCCCCCCCCCCCCCCCCCCCCCCCCUCCUGUCAUUAUCUGCUUCCAAGUCUUCAACGUUUGCCUCCGGGUUUUUGGGAGCUUAAAAAAACCAUACUCCUUACAGAGAACAGGAGGCCGCCAGUGGCCACAUGUAGGUGUCGCCACGGGAACAGUGUUAGCAUGGAAACAUGUCAUUUAGGACGUGGAGGACGCGUCUGCUUGUGUAGAUCGCCGGCACACUCAAACACACAAAAACACACAAAAAAAUUGCAAAAGGGUGCCACAAUUGUUUUGUUUUUGUACCUGCAUGUGUUGAUUUCAGCCAACAAGCUUGGCUGUACUGUAAAGCUUCCGUAUGCCUUUUUAGUUUUUGUAUGUCUUCUGGCAAACUAUGCUGUAUUGAAGCUGCAGCAGAAGAGUCUUAACAGCAAGCAAACUUCAACACAUUUUCCCCCAUUCGUGACGAGGAAGGGGAAUUAUGCACCCCAUGAUUACACGCUUGAAAAAAAGUGACCUUGGCCAAUAAUGUCUGUACGUCCGUUGACGAAAUCAAGAUCAUCAUACUGUAGAAUGUUUCCGUAUAUCAAGGUGUCUGCGUCCCGUUUAAAAAAAGCUGUUGGCCAACUUUUUAUCCUGGCUUCUCGUGUAUUUAUUCCCCGCUUACAGUUGAAGUUUGCAUGUCAGAGACCUGCUCAUGUACAAAACCACUUUUGUAAAGAUAUCUGCCGGUGCGGACGGACGUUUUUUUUGUUGUUUUCCAGUCGGACCUCAUGUACUUUCACAUUCCACGGAGGAAGAAAUCGGUCCUUAUGAUCAUGUUUGUGAGAGCGAGUGUGUUUUUGAAAGGAUAUGAAAUGAUUUUUUUUAAUUAAGAUUGUUUUUUAUAUAUAAGAAUGCACCAUGUUUCCAGAUUUUUUUAACGCAUAAUGCCAAGUGAUUAAAGUGUUGCUGUAACGGCCUCACAUUCGUUCUGCUCCCGUCCCUCGGCCAGUAUUGUUGUACAGUUUUCAUAAGAUUUAUUUCUUACUCUCUUUUUCUUUCAUUUCUCCAAUCAGAUGACAUUUGUUCAGUCCUCGAAGGUUUGUGCUGUUAGGAGACGUUUCGUCUUUGUCGGAGGAAUUGUAGGAAUUCUAUGUUUUGUCUGGAGUCUUGGAUGUUUAAUGUCUUUGCACUGUCUUGCUUUUAGCCUUGUUUUGCACCUCAUGAGAAGGCGACAGAGGAUAUGUGCACUUAAAAGAAGUCUAGUUGAAGAGUUUUGUUUCCAAACAAAAGCCACUUUUUACACCUGUUAUUCUGCACCCAGUGAUUGUAUGUCAGAUACAGGACAUGGGUAAGGCAGAAAACAUUUUUAGAAUAGAAUUGGAAUAUAACUCUUCAAUUGGAUGCGAUGAAUGCACUGCCGAUGAAUGCCAUGACCACUCUUUUUACUCUGUUUGCCGCAGCCUUGCAACAUCAAGUCUUAUGAUUGUCGUCCUUGUCUCUCGGACCACAAACUGUAGCGUUCCACACAGGUGAGGGCCUCAUGUUUGGCCUAAAAUGAACCCAAAAUCUGUUUUUUGGUCAGUUGAGCUGAUCAUUCAAAGACCAUACCAGUGUUUUGCAAGUUUUAGCCCAUUUUAUUACAAAUCCCAUAUACUGUACUCCAUCUAUUGAGCAAACCGUACGACUGUGGUUUAAGAGUUUGAAUGUAUUUUUUAACCGAAAAAGAUGUCCAUUGAUUUCCACUCUAUUUUAUACGGUAUGAAAAUCUACUAGAAGCUUAAAAGGUAUACCCCCAUAAUGACCAACAAAAUAUCAACUUGUGUAAAAUUGAAUUCUUGAUGACAAAAGUCCAAAACUGGAAUAAAUCUUGAUGAGUUAAAGUAAACGGGCCGUGUUCAACAAAAGGUGACUAUAUCAAAACAUCAGAUUAAAGACACUGCCUCAUAAACAACUGUCUCUUAACUUGUAAAGGUGAGCAUUGUCUCUGUUUUGGGCAAGUAUUUUUAAAAGCAAGGUUUCAAACUCAAGUUUUUUGAGUUUGUAAAAAAGUGUUUUGAUAUAGUUUCGCUGUUGUGAAACGUGGCUUCCAUUUACUUCCAUUCAUCAAGAAUGUUCUCCAUUUUCUUUCGCCCUUGGGCAUGCAAGAAUAACAAAUGAUCUUGAAACAAGAUGAGGAAUCUGAAUAAGCAUUCUGUUCUCUUUACUCAAUGCCAAAGACAUAUUCCAAUCCCUCACAAAAUUAUGUUAACGUUCAAUAUCCUGCCCUUAAACUACAUUACUAUCAUUCAUUAGCAUAAUCAAAUCAAAAUCAAAUCAAGGUUUAUUUAUAAAGCACAUUUAAAAGCGAUUUUUGGUCGGGCCAAAGUGCUGUACAUGUAAUAACUACAAUCACAUAAAAACACAUUUCUAUAAUCACAAUAAAAGACAAUAAAUAAAACACAGGGAAAAGUCAGGAGUCGUGCUCCGCUUUGACUAGAAGGCCAGGGAGAAGAAGUGUGUCUUAAGAGUAGAUUUAAAAACCCCUAGGGUCUGGGCCGAGUGUUCCAGAGCCUCGGGCCAGCUGCUGCGAAGGCUCGGUGCCCUCUGGUUUUGAGCCUGGUCUUGGGCACUAUCAGCAACAGCUGGUCAGCAGACCUUAUAAUGUAGGGUCACUUACGUGUAACUGUCAAAACUCAAUGCAGACUUGAUGUUCUGGUUGAUGGAUUCCACAACUCAGAAGUCUAAUAUUACAUUUUCAUACCAUGAGGAAAUGAAUGGAAACCAAUGGCUGCUUGAAUCAAGGGAGGAAACACAAUCAGCCAAAGUGGUCACAUGAUCUGUAAACACACUGGUAUGGUUCUUAACAUUGAAUUUGGCCUCACUUGGACAUGCUGUGGUGCUAACAGUCACAUGACAACACACCUGUGGAUGCAUCUGUGCUGACUGCUGCCUUCAAUGUCCAACACCCAGAAGAGGACGUCCACUUAUUGUGGGAAACUUUCCUUGGACUGAAGGACCAAAAGAGGCAGAGUGAAUUUUGGGAAUCCCCACUGAUCGUCUAAAAUAAUCCCGGCGAGGACUUUUUCUUUUGACCACUAUUGGAACUUCUGAAGUGUACAUGUGUUUGCUAUCUGCCUCCUGAGCAGUUGGUUGUAGCGCCUCUGUGGUAGAAGCUUCUCCAUCUUCUCGUUUACUUUACUUUUCCCCCCUCGUCUGUAAAUCUCCAUCGCAGCAGAUGUGCUUACUGUAAUUAUUGUCAACGAUUUGGGCAAAUAAAACAAAAAAGUGAUGUCAUACUUGUACAAAUGAAAGCUCAAUAAAUAGAAUACUUGAACAAAUGUAAA
Molecule: messenger RNA, 6334 nt
Organism: Trematomus bernacchii (emerald rockcod)
Lineage: Eukaryota; Metazoa; Chordata; Actinopteri; Perciformes; Nototheniidae
Gene: tprn
Product: taperin
Exons: 4
Coding region: 195-2726 (843 amino acids)
Molecular function (GO): phosphatase binding
Source: RefSeq, a predicted model, not a curated record